AAAUACCUCGGGCGUCUGUGCGCCAUAAACCCAGCCGUCGGGGAUGCAGAACCAGUAAGCCCCAGUGAUUAGCGGAAAUACAACCACACUCCCUCCGAGGCGCAUCGCAAGGCAACUCAGUGUAAGGAAGACUGGAUGAGCCGUGUCAAUAUAUUCUCCCAAGUUUAACGACGCCAUCAGUCUAGUGCCUUACCAACACUUCCUGGACCGUCUUUGGCCAUCUCGCUGCCGCGAACGAUUGCACGCGAACACCUUGACCCCGCACUUCCGCCUUCUGCCUCAGACAAUGGCCUCGGAGCAUCCAACAACGGCGUUAGCACCCAGCUACCGCAUUGCUGGGAUGGAGCUGUUCCACAUUGAAGCGGACAUGGCCUCUCUCCUCAACGAUAUGAGCGACGAAGACCUUCAUUCUUUCGCCGAGUCGCAAGAAGACCCCGCGAGUGAUGAACAGAUCGAAUUGUACAUUUACGCCUGCUUCCUUGUUUCAAAAGGUUAGCCUCAGCAGAACACCUCGAGCAGGCUGUUCAGAGAACAGAGGGAUGGGUCGCAGUUACGCCUACCGACCACCCGGAUCGCACCCGGCGACUUGACAUUUUCGGCAUGCUGUCGGCCUGGGGACGCCAGGCCACGUCCAUAUUGGAAGACAUUGUACCUACGCUUCCGGGAGUUAACCAAGAGUCAAUGUUUGACGAAACCGGCAUCAACCAAGCAGCAAGACUGGCGGAUAAUUACCAGCAAACGGGCCGUUUCGAAGACUUAGAAGAAGCUGUCAGAAUUAUGGAACAGGCAGUGGACAUCGGAGGAGAAUCUAUCCAGCCUAAUAUGUUGAGCAACCUUGGGGUGAUGCUCGGUAUGCGAUUCGAGCGGACCGGUUCGAUAAGCGAUCUCGAC
Messenger RNA from Gaeumannomyces tritici R3-111a-1, 891 nucleotides. RefSeq lists its product as hypothetical. Lineage: Eukaryota; Fungi; Ascomycota; Sordariomycetes; Magnaporthales; Magnaporthaceae. The transcript has 2 exons. The record is from RefSeq and is a predicted model, not a curated record. The coding region runs from base 287 to 496 and encodes 69 amino acids.